AUGAACGGUCGUGGAAGGAUCAAUUUUGGUGGACCGUCCAUAUCUACACAAAAAGCACCCAGCAGGUCUUCAAGUUCGACGAGCACGCAGAUUGACACACCCUCUGAUACCGAGAGUUGUCUUUCAUCUCAAGAUAUGCCGCCGAAAAUUAAUGUGAAUGGUAGCGUCAAUGGCGCAGCGAAUGGCAUGGAGAAAUUAAGUGUCAAUGGGGAGGGGAAGAAGAAGAGGAUUCCGAACAUCAGAAAACAAUCUAGCGCCAUGUUGCCACCCUUCAUAGUGUCUGCGCCAGGAAAGGUCAUUGUCUUUGGAGAACAUGCUGUCGUUCAUGGCAAGAAAGCUGUCGCAGCGUCGAUAUCCCUACGAUCCUACCUCCUCGUAACACCUCUUUCGAAAUCUAAGCGUACCAUCUCCCUCCGAUUCCCAGACAUCAACCUCUCACAUACCUGGGAUAUUAACGAAUUGCCCUGGAGCACUUUUGCCGACCCCUCAAAAAAGAAGUACUAUUACGAAUUGGUGACUGACCUCGAUCCUGAGCUUGUCGCCGCUCUAGAACCACAUCUCGAAAAUGUAUCGAAAGGAGCUUCUGAAGACAUGCGUAAAGUGCAUCGGAACUCGGCUUCCGCAUUUCUAUAUAUGUUAUUAUCAUUGGGAAAUCCAGAAUUUCCGGGCUGUCAGUACACUUUAAGAUCUACCAUUCCAAUCGGUGCUGGUUUGGGCAGUAGUGCAUCAGUGACGGUCUGUUUAGCUUCUGCCUUAUUGAAGCAGAUCCAGACGCUCGCGGGACCACAUCGCGACAUGCCUCCGGAUGAGGUGCGCCUUCAGGUGGAAAGAAUUAAUAGGUGGGCGUUUGUGGGUGAGAUGUGUAUACACGGAAAUCCUUCUGGGGUUGAUAACACUGUAGCAACGCAAGGGAGGGCCGUUGUCUUUCAGAGAUCAGAUUACACAAAACCUUCAAGGGUUACGCCCCUUUGGAAUUUCCCCGAGUUGCCAUUGCUUCUCGUAGAUACGAAACAGACGAAAUCGACAGCAUUCGAAGUUGCGAAAGUGGGCAACCUCAAAAAAGCACAUCCUGCUAUCACUGAAUCGAUUUUACACGCCAUCGAUAAAGUCUCUGAAGCUGCAGCCGAAUUGAUCUCGAGGGAAGAUUUUGACAGCGAUGAGUUGUCAAGUAUAGAGGAAUUGGGCAAAUUAAUGACGAUCAAUCACGGGCUACUGGUUGCUUUGGGCGUCUCGCAUCCACGGUUAGACAGGAUUCGGGAGUUGGUCGACCACAACGGUAUUGGUUGGACAAAACUUACAGGUGCCGGUGGUGGCGGAUGCGCCAUUACGCUUCUUAAGCCCGGAGUACCACAAGAGAAAUUGGAUCAAUUAGCGGAAACGCUAGAGGAGGAAGGUUAUGAGAAGUUUCAAACCACACUGGGAUGUGAUGGUGUUGGAGUUCUUAUGCCCGCAGUGCUCAAAAAUGGUAUCGACGACGAUCACGGAGGCGAGGAGAUUGAUCAAGAUAAAUUUUUGAACGCAGACGGGAUCGAAGGGGUAGAGGAAUUGGUUGGCGUGCAUGGAGAAGAUGGACCUCGAGAAGACUGGAAAUUCUGGAGAGUCGAAGAAUAG
Molecule: messenger RNA, 1611 nt
Organism: Glarea lozoyensis ATCC 20868
Lineage: Eukaryota; Fungi; Ascomycota; Leotiomycetes; Helotiales; Helotiaceae
Product: GHMP Kinase, C-terminal
Exons: 2
Coding region: 1-1611 (536 amino acids)
Biological process (GO): isoprenoid biosynthetic process; ergosterol biosynthetic process
Cellular component (GO): cytoplasm
Molecular function (GO): ATP binding; mevalonate kinase activity
Source: RefSeq, a predicted model, not a curated record